Molecule: messenger RNA, 1912 nt
Organism: Lathyrus oleraceus (garden pea)
Lineage: Eukaryota; Viridiplantae; Streptophyta; Magnoliopsida; Fabales; Fabaceae
Product: IRK-interacting protein
Exons: 2
Coding region: 150-1697 (515 amino acids)
Source: RefSeq, a predicted model, not a curated record
UUAGGACCACACAUUGGUUUUGCAACACUUUCUCUGACAUGUCACGGAUAAUAUUAAAUCAUAUUCUAAACUCUAAACUAUUAACAACUAUUAUUUCAUACUAUAUCAUAAAAUCUCUUCAAUAACUCCAACCAAAAAAAACAACUAAAAUGGCUUCUUCUUCUUCAUCUUCUACUUCUUCAAUUUCUUCUCCUUCUUCUUCCAAAUCUCCUCCUUUAAUCUCUUCUCGCCAUUCUCCACAAUUCACUCCUAUUCAAGAAGAACAUGAAUUUGAUGAAUACAGCAAUGAAAACCGAAGCCAGAGUAGAAGAACAACACCAACAAAUUCAACAACACCGAAUCAUAAUCAUAAUCAUAAUCAUCAUCAUCAUCUUCAUCAUAUUCAUCAUCCACCAACACCAAUCGUUAACAAAAACACGAAAAAUCACAAGAAGAAACGUUCUGAAACCGAUCAAGAAGACGGUUCGGUUUCAUGCAAUAAAUGCAGACCACAUUCUCGCGACAAAAUCUUCAUUCUUCCAUAUGAUCAAACCAAUAGCGGUAACAGAAGCUAUUCAUCUUUGUUAGCAAGUCCAAAUGGGAUUUUCAAAUCCAUUGUUUCAAAGCUAACGAGAAAAAGUCCAAUGUCAGCAACAACAAAUAACAGUAACAAUAACGAAGAACAAUGGAAAAUGGCAGUUUCAGAACUCUCUCACAAGCUUGUUCAAGCUACAAGGAAAAGAGAUGAAGCUCUUCAAGAAGCUUCAAGGCUCAUGAAUUCAAUGUCUGAGUUAGAGAAAAAACUCAACAAACUCGAAAUCUAUUGCCACGGUUUGAAAUCUGGUCUUGAAGAAUGCAAUAUCAAUAGCAACAACACAAACAGUACUGUUGCUAAUUCAUCGGUUUCUCAGAAAAAUAUUUAUCACCAUCAUGUUCUUCAAGACACCGACAACAACGUUGUACAACAUUUCUUGGUGUCGGUUUCCGAAGCAAGAUCUUCCGUGAGGCUUCUAAGUCGUUCAUUAACAAUGCAACUUCGACACACCGGAAACAAAGUAUACGAAAAAGUUUCAUCACUUUUACAACCCUAUGAUAUAAAAAUCUCGUUUUCGAAGAAUCCAAGAAGUUUGCUUUUCUACCUAGAAGCACUUUUGAACAAGACAUUCUUCGAGGAUUUUGAGUCAAUAGCUUUUCAAAAGAACGGUUGUAACAGAAUCCUAAACCCAAUGGAAAGAUGUGAGUCAAGUUACACUUCAUUCAACAUGAUUCAUGGCUUAACAUGGGACGAAGUAUUGAGCAAGGGAACGAGACAUUUUAGCGAAGAUUUUAGUCGAUUUUGCGACAGAAAAAUGAGUGAGAUUGUUGCUAUGUUGGGUUGGAAUAGAGCUUGGUCGGAACCACUAUUGCAAGCUUUCUUUGUUGCUUCAAAAAGUGUUUGGAUGGUUCAUUUGUUGGCGAAUUCAGUUCAUCCAAGUUUAACAAUUUUUAGAGUUGAUAAAGGUGUGAAUUAUGAUUCUGUUUACAUGGAAGAUAUGGGUGGAGACAAAUCUUCAAGGUUGGUACCAAACAUGGUUAGGAUAAUGGUUGCACCUGGUUUUUAUGUCUAUGGUAGUGCUGUUAAAUGUAAGGUUCUUUGCAGGUACUUGACAAAUUCCAACAUCAACAACAACAACAAUGGUAGUAACAAACAAGACAAAGGUUUAACACCAUCACCUUAAAUCUAUCAAGUUGAUGUUUUUUUAUUUUUUUUAUUUUUAAUGUGGAAUUGGAAAGUGUACUCUAUUUGGUUUCAUGUUUGGAAUUUGGAUAAGGUUUUGUUGUUGUUAUGUUGCCCAAUGUGUAUAUUAUUAUAUUAGUGUUAUAGUCUUGAAGAUUCGAAUUCAGUAUUUGUUAAUAAAUUUUGUGUUAGUUAGUGUAUACAGAACUUUACUCU